UCAUGUAUCUUGUCAGUUGUCAGUUGUACCUUUUUUCGAAUAGAUAAAUACAAGUACGACGACGAAUUUUUCGCUGUUUUACUCGAAAUAUUUUUUAUUUGUAUUUUCUAACUUCUAGAAAUAAUGGGUGUAGAUAUUCUUGGUUUUGCUUAUGCUGCUACAGUGGCCGCCGGUGGUAUUAUGGGCUACGCGAAAGCAGGUUCCAUACCAUCAUUGGGUGCUGGUUUAAUCUUUGGAUCAAUUUUGGGCGUCGGCGCAUAUCAGCUUAGUCAAAAUCCUUCUAACUACGCUCUCAUGCUGGGAACGACAACGACACUUGGCGGUCUCAUGGGAUACAGGUUCUACAACAGCAGAAAGUUCAUGCCGGCAGGCCUGGUGUUCGUUCUAUCUGUGGGAAUGUUGGCAAAACUGCUUGUCAAAAAUGUUGGCAACACCAACUCCCUACCCGUGAAGACUGGUUAAUAUCACUUGUUAUUUAGUAGUUAUUUGUACUGUCAACAGCUUUUCAAGUCUUCCAUCAUGAUCAAGUUGCUUUUGAGCCAGGGGUCCCCUACCUAACCUCCAUUGUUUAGGUAAUUAAAUAAUCUUGAUACUUAUAUACUUUUGUUAAAAAAAAAAGGUUAAUAGAUAUGUUUAUGAGAUAGGUUUUAUUCUGCAUAUAUUAUGUGGUUAUGAUGAUGAUAAAAGAUGUAUAAUAGGUAUUGCAAAAGUUGAUAAGCUGUUGAAUGUAUUAAGUACAGUCGGCCAGAAUAAGUUACGUGUUUAAUAAUAUUAACAGUCAGCUUUUAACAAAUUAAUGCUUUUAUUUUAUAUUAAAUUUAAAGCCACCUUUGUGGUUUUAUGCAGAUCGCCGGGAAAGACAUAUUCAUUAAGUUUAUAAUAAUAUUUAUAUUUCUAAAGCAUAAUCUUGUGACAUUUUAAUACUUUACAUGGUAAUACUUUACAUGGUAAAGUAUUAAAAUGUCACUAGAAAACUUAAAAAGGUCUGGCCGUACUGUAAGACUGUAAUAUAUUUAGUAAUUGAUAGAGUUGUACGUAUUUUUGUCAAUUUUUCAUAAUGGUUAAAUAAACCAGCCAAGUAUGUCGCGCCACGCGAAUGAAGGUCCGUAAUUACCCAUACCUAUAACAAUAACGCUUACAAAAAAACCACUUUUCAUUUCGCCCAGUCAAGAUUUUAUACAUACAUCAUCAGGUCUUUAUUCAUUAUGGAACAUUCAUUUAUUUAGUGAAUUUUAUUGUGUGUCUGUAGUGUGAUAUAAUCGAGUCAAAAACUUGCCACAGAAAUACUUCCUGUAAGAUACCUUAACAUUUUAAGAAGGCAUUCAGUUUAAUUGCAGUAAGACAGACGGACUUAUGUGAAAAAAUUAUAAGGAGUCGAUACUACGGAACCCCUAAAAAUAAGGCAAUAAUAAAUUUAUACUACGCACCUAAUACGAAAUAAUAAUUAUGUAUAAAAAAAAUAUACUACGUAAUACGAAAUAAUAUUUAUUUGUAGCUAUAUUAAUGUUCUAUGUAUAUGUUGUAGCGUAGGGAUUUCAAGACUUGAACAUACAGUAGCCUUAGCUGUGACGCAGUGGCGCCAUUUUUACAAAAGAUAUUUACUUUGUUAUACAUUUUGUUCUCUUUUAGUUGAAACGCCCGAUGAAUUGUGACCCUAUUUUUGUAUAAUGUGAAAAAUGGCGAAUAAAGCGGUGUCGGGGAUAA
Amyelois transitella is the source of this 1704-nucleotide messenger RNA. Its product is annotated as transmembrane protein 14C. The coding region runs from base 124 to 462 and encodes 112 amino acids. Gene Ontology annotation, cellular component: mitochondrial membrane. The transcript is spliced from 4 exons. The record is from RefSeq and is a predicted model, not a curated record. Lineage: Eukaryota; Metazoa; Arthropoda; Insecta; Lepidoptera; Pyralidae. Gene Ontology annotation, biological process: regulation of heme biosynthetic process.